AUGUUGGAGGUCAUGCCAUCAUUUGGCGACUAUCUCGCACCAAAUGCUGAAAUUGUGCAUUCACCAGACUUUGAGUCGGGUGUCUUGAAAGUGCUGGGAUCGCAAGUUAAAAAGCUGACUCGUGCAGAGAGGUCAUCGGUGCAACCGUUUCUCCGCCGUGCUCCUCUUCCGGUUUAUCAGGUGGAACCGACUAAAGUCGGUUUCGCUGAUCGAAUUUUAAAACGGCGCAAGGUGGACGAUGCACCAAGCGCAUACGUCUUGCUCGGUGCAAUCCAACCGACAUCAAACAUUGUCGAGCGUUUGUUUAGCACGGCCCGGAUGGUAUUACGCUACGAGCGCAACCGCCUAUCGCCGCUGACACUCGAGAUGAUCUUGUUUCUCAAGGUCAAUCAUAAGUACUGGAACGUUACUACCGUCGACGGUUGCAUCUAUGUAGGAUGUGGUGAACAUGCACAAUAA
This is a messenger RNA of Phytophthora nicotianae INRA-310, 459 nucleotides long. RefSeq lists its product as hypothetical. NCBI's taxonomy places the organism in Eukaryota, Oomycota, Peronosporomycetes, Peronosporales, Peronosporaceae. Bases 1 to 459 code for a protein of 152 amino acids. The record is from RefSeq and is a predicted model, not a curated record. The transcript has 2 exons.